Molecule: messenger RNA, 1932 nt
Organism: Protopterus annectens (West African lungfish)
Lineage: Eukaryota; Metazoa; Chordata; Ceratodontiformes; Protopteridae
Gene: ZNF346
Product: zinc finger protein 346
Exons: 8
Coding region: 338-1195 (285 amino acids)
Molecular function (GO): zinc ion binding; nucleic acid binding
Source: RefSeq, a predicted model, not a curated record
GACGCAAGCAAGGGCCCUUCAGCCAAGAGAAUCUAGCCGCGUCCCUUUCCUUUUGGUAGCGCGUGCCCUCACUAACUGCACGGUUUUCUUUGUUUUCAUCGAAAAGGUUCAAGAAAAUUACUUGCUAUUACAGAUAUAGUAUUGAUAUCUCUGUUUGGGUCGUUGUACGAUAGAUCAAGUAUUUCAACAAAGGUCUUUAACAAAUUUUUAUUCUGAAAUCAUUUGAGGGUGUAUUUAAAGAAAAAAAUUGCGCAUGCUUUGUUAAUUCUUAGAAAAAGAGUUUUAGCUCUCGUGAGGACUUGUGGUUGUGCAUCAAUUUAAUAUUUUCGGUGCAACUAUGGCUGACGAAAGUUCAAUUUUCAUUCCCAAAGGAGCUACUGAAGUGAAUCGGAUGAUUAGAGAGAACCGUCACAUCUUUACAGAUGGGCAAUGUAAAGUGUGUAAUGCAGUACUCAUCUCGGAGUCUCAGAAAAUUGCGCAUUAUGAGAGUAAGAAGCAUGCAAAUAAGUAUCGUCGAUACAUGUCAUUGCAAAGCUAUCCAAAAACAGAGGAUGCUGACUCACCUGUAACAAAGAAGGCAAAAAAUACCAACACUGGAAGCAGUAACGGAGAGGUGGAUAGGAACAAGUGCUGCCCGGUCUGUAAUAUGACGUUUUCAUCCCCAGUUGUGGCCGAAUCUCAUUACCAGGGAAAAGUCCACUACAAGAACCUCAAACUGAAAUAUCCUGAUUCAGCGAUAGAAGCACCGAGUGUCAAGACUCCUACCUCAGAUGUGACAGCGUCCAAUGAUCCAGAGAAAUACUGCAAGACUUGUAAGUCUUCAUUCAACAAUCCAUUGAUGGCAGAGCAGCACUAUGUUGGCAAAAAACAUAAGAAGCAGGAAAAUAAACAGAAGCUAACUGCGCAUUUUGGUCAAGGAACCUCUGAAACUACCAAGAAAACUGCUACAGAGACCUCUGAGACAUCUGCAAAAGGAUACCCGUGUGACUCAUGCCGUAUAGUACUGAACUCUGUCGAGCAGUAUCAGGCUCAUGUCAGUGGCGCCAAACACAAGAACCUUGUCAAAUCUGCUGGCAAAGCUUUAUAUAAAGAUGCGUGCAACAGUUACCUGUAUACGCAGGAAGAAAGAGUCGGUGGGGAUAUAGCGCUUACAGCCAGGAUUCUUAUUAUUAUUAAAAGAAAAAAAUGCCCAUAAGGCUAUCUGGAUUCUGAACUUAAUUUUUAAAAUUUUGCAUUCAUUAAUAUUUCAGUGCAUUCUAAAUGUGCAUUUUUCAUGUGUCAUUAUGGUCUACAGUUUGUCUCCACUUUGUUUUGGGAUGAGUGAAGUAUGUGUACUCAUUUCUUAUUACAGACUGCUUUGAUGUGCUGGAUGAACUAUAGUAGUCCUAUUCACAGUAAACCUUUUUACUUGUGCUGCAUUGUAAACAGGUGUUUUCAGCAACACAGUCUGAACUUGUACCCCUGAUUCAUUCCAUUUGUAGAGGUAUGAAAGUGUCUUUUUUGUAAAGAUAUGCUUGGUUAAUUUUAGUUUUAUUUUAAAGAUGUUCUUUGUUUUUAAUCAGUCAUUUAAUAUAGUAAAACCCUGUCAGCUUGGGAUAAGAAGUGUUAAGUUUCAUUGUGCUUCAUUGCAGAAUUGAAGUUGCUAGUUCAGUAGCAUCUUUUUUCUAGUUAGACACCUUUGCGGCACAGUAUUUUAAGGAACACUUGACUGUGUCCUCAUGUGGAUGUUAUGAUAAAAAGAAAUGCCCACCACUGCCAUCUGGGAGGUAUAGUUUAAAGACCAAACCUUGAAUAUCUGCUAGAGAUGCUGUAUACUUUGUGAAUCAGUGGUUUGGCUGUUUUGACAUCUGGAAUGUCCACAUCUGUGUGCAACUUGUGGGGUUGGGGGGUGGAGUAUUUGUAUCUUUCAUUAAAGCAUUGUGUUUGAGGAAA